AUGGAAAACCAUACAACAGUGACCAUUUUCAUCCUGGUGGGACUCACAGAGGACCCCAAGUGGAAGAUUGUUUUGUUUAUCUUUCUACUUCUCACCUACUUGCUCAGCAUCUCAGGCAACCUGAUCAUCAUCACCCUCACUCUUCUGGAUUCCCAUCUCAAGACCCCUAUGUAUUUCUUCCUGCGAAAUUUUUCCCUCUUAGAAAUUUCUUAUACGACUGUCUGCAUCCCCAAAUUGCUUGUUUGCAUGGCAACUGGUGACAAAACCAUUUCUUAUAACUGCUGUGCAGCACAGUUGUUUUUUGCCUUCCUUCUGGGUGCAUCCGAGUUUUACCUGCUGGCUGUCAUGUCUUAUGACCGUUAUGUGGCCAUCUGCAAGCCUCUGCAUUAUACAACCAUCAUGAACUCCAAAACAUGCAUCCAGCUGGUCAUAGGCUCUUGGACUGCUGGUUUCCUGAUCAUUUUCCCGGGACUCAUUUUAGGACUUGGUUUAGAUUUCUGUGACUCCAAUAUCAUUGACCAUUUCUACUGUGACACUGCUCCUCUGCUGCAAAUCUCCUGCACAGAUACACGCUUGCUGGAAAUGAUGAGUUUCAUCCUAGCUUUGGUGACUCUCCUGAUCACUUUGGUAUUAGUGAUUUUAUCAUACACCUAUAUUACCCUCACAAUUCUAAAAAUCCCUUCGGCCAGCCAAAGAAAGAAGGCUUUUUCCACAUGUUCUUCUCACAUGAUUGUCAUCUCCCUCUCAUAUGGCAGCUGCAUCUUUAUGUACAUCAAACCCUCAGCCAAACAGAGGAUAUCCUUGAUGAAGGGAGUUUCUGUGCUCAAUACCUCUGUGGCCCCACUUUUGAACCCAUUCAUUUAUGCUCUAAGAAACCAGCAGGUGAAACAGUCAUUUAAAGACUUGCUGAGAAGAAUUCUAUCUUCAUCUCAGAAGUAG
Messenger RNA from Perognathus longimembris pacificus (Pacific pocket mouse), 939 nucleotides. RefSeq names its product olfactory receptor 6C76-like. Lineage: Eukaryota; Metazoa; Chordata; Mammalia; Rodentia; Heteromyidae. The record is from RefSeq and is a predicted model, not a curated record. The transcript has a single exon. The coding region runs from base 1 to 939 and encodes 312 amino acids. Gene Ontology annotation, cellular component: membrane. Gene Ontology annotation, biological process: G protein-coupled receptor signaling pathway. Gene Ontology annotation, molecular function: G protein-coupled receptor activity; olfactory receptor activity.